UUAUGCUCCUUUCUUCACCCCAUCUCUCCCUCUCGCUCUCUCACACGCGCGCGCGCACAGCCCUCUGCUCUCCCCUGACGCGUCCCUUAAGUGUCUGGAUAAUAGAUAAUAGAGUCGACGACCUGCGGGGUUCUCACAAAAACAGCGCUCCUGCCAGCGGACGGACGCACACACGGCGCGCAGACGGCGAGGGGAGCUGACCUCCCACACCCACUGAGCCGCCGCGUUGACGCGGAGAGACCCGGAGGACCGCUCGACUCCUGCGCGCAGAGGCGGACUUUUACGCGCAGCCAAAUCCUCCAGCAGAGACCUCGCUCCAGCCGCGGGAGCGUCUCCGGGAGCGGACGCGACUCCAGGGGCCCUUAGGUUACACCGCACUGGUCGAUAUAACGGGAAAGCUGCUCUUCUGCUAAUCUGAUGGCUCAGAACUUUGGAUCAGAGCCGUCAGCUGGAGACUGAGAUGAAGACUCUCCACGCAGCCCCGUAAACUUUAUCAUUAAAGUACCGUUAACCGCAAGAAUUUAAACUUCGAGAAAACAGGAGCCAGUCAUGCCCCGUCCUGGGAAGAACUCCUACAGCGACCAGAAGCCCCCGUACUCCUACAUAUCUCUGACGGCAAUGGCCAUCCAGAACUCCUCCGACAAGAUGCUGCCCCUCAGUGACAUUUACAAGUUCAUCAUGGACAGGUUCCCGUACUACCGGGAGAACACGCAGAGGUGGCAGAACUCCCUACGACACAACCUCUCCUUCAACGACUGCUUCAUCAAGAUCCCCCGGCGGCCCGACCAGCCGGGAAAGGGCAGCUUCUGGGCGCUGCACCCGGACUGCGGCGACAUGUUCGAGAACGGCAGCUUCCUGCGGAGGCGGAAGCGCUUCAAGGUGCUGCGCGCCGAGCACAUGGCCUGCAAGAGCUCCCCGAUGAUGCACUACUUCCACCACCACCACCACCACCACCACCCGGGCGGCAAGCUGGGCCCGGCGUCCGGCCACCACGACCACGCGGCCGGUCCGGCCGGCGCCGCGGGCCGCCUGCCCCACUUCCAGGGCUACGGGGGCAUCGCUUGCGCGCAGCCCGGCGGCUUUAAGCACCCGUUCGCCAUCGAGAACAUUAUAGGACGGGACUACAAGGGGGUGAUGGCCAGCGGACUCCCCCUCACCUCGGUGAUGCACCACCUGGGCUACCCGGUGCCCCCGCAGCUCAGCAGCGUGGUCAACUCCAUGUGGCCGCACGUCGGGAUGCUGUCGGAGUCCGUGGGCGGCGUGUCGAUGCCCUCCUCGUCCGAGUACGCGCCCUUCGCGGUGUCGGCGAAGGGCCUCUACCACGGUGCGAGCGGGCCAACGCUGCCCGCCGUCCCGGUGCCAAUAAAGCCCACCCCGUCGCUGGCCCCCGUGCCCGGUCUGACGGGGCUGCAGCCCGCUCCCGCCCAGCUGUGCGCACCGGCGUCGGUGAUGGAGAAGAGCGACCUGUUGGAGGGCAAGGGCAACGCUCUGCACCCGGCGCUGCUGCUGUCCUAAGCGCUCCACGCGUGGGUACGUUUUCAAAGUUCCAUUUUGAAGACGGACAGCCGCGUUGCGUAACAUCUGACUGAACGGGCCCGUCAAGUGCAGCUGUAGAAGAACUGUAAAAAGGUUAGCUCUGUGCAGUGUAAUGGAUUUUCAUUAGACCCAUGUUGAUUGAAAUCAUAAUUUAUUUGCACAAUUUGCGAGGGCAUUUACCACAUACUGUAAUGUGGCACUGACAAAUACAAUCAGACAAGCAGAUACGCUAAAUCCAAAGAAGGCUUUGAUUUAGGAGACAGUCCAAAUUAUUUACAAAUGCAAAUUCACAACUCUGUUUUAUAUAGUUUUUGUGCUAUUGUUCUAUUUGAUGUUAAUCUACUGCAGACUUCUCAGCUAAAGACAAAUAGGCCUGUGUGGUUUUUAUUUGGGCCUGUUGCACUUGUGUUAUAGCAGUCCACCGGACGUCUUAUGCUUGUAUUAUAAUACUAUUUAUCUGAAGAUAUUUAUAAAGAACCAAAACUUC
Molecule: messenger RNA, 2023 nt
Organism: Betta splendens (Siamese fighting fish)
Lineage: Eukaryota; Metazoa; Chordata; Actinopteri; Anabantiformes; Osphronemidae
Gene: foxb2
Product: forkhead box B2
Exons: 1
Coding region: 550-1515 (321 amino acids)
Biological process (GO): cell differentiation; regulation of transcription by RNA polymerase II; anatomical structure morphogenesis
Molecular function (GO): DNA-binding transcription factor activity, RNA polymerase II-specific; RNA polymerase II cis-regulatory region sequence-specific DNA binding
Source: RefSeq, a predicted model, not a curated record